AGGAGCCGGAGCGCGUCCGCCAUUGUGGGAAAGCGGAGCCCGGAGUAGAGGUGGGAAGUCGUGCUGCGUCCGGCGGGUGGCUUUGGGAGGCACUGACCAGGACAGGCGGGUCCGGGCUGCGGAGACAAUCAGCCAGCGGCGGAGGGGAGAGUAGAGGAGGCGGAAACAGCGACCACGACGACCUGAGGGAGAGAAGGAGGAGGCCCAAGCGGAGCGGGGUGAGGGGGAUUGCGGCUCCCCGUGAAGAAUGUCAGCCACCAGCGUCGACCAGAGACCUAAAGGACAGGGAAAUAAAGUUUCAGUGCAAAACGGUUCGAUUCAUCAAAAGGAUGCAGUAAAUGAUGAUGAUUUUGAGCCAUAUCUAAGUAGCCAGACAAAUCAGAGUAAUAGCUAUCCACCAAUGUCAGACCCAUACAUGCCUAGUUAUUAUGCUCCCUCCAUUGGUUUUCCAUACUCUUUGGGUGAAGCAGCAUGGUCCACAGCUGGAGAUCCUCCAAUGCCAUACUUGACAACUUAUGGACAGAUGAGCAAUGGUGAACACCACUACAUCCCUGAUGGUGUAUUCAGUCAACCUGGGGCUUUAGGGAAUACGCCUCCAUUUCUUGGUCAGCAUGGAUUUAAUUUUUUUCCUGGGAAUGCAGAUUUCUCUACAUGGGGGACAAGUGGAUCUCAGGGGCAAUCAACCCAAAGCUCUGCUUACAGCAGCAGCUAUGGCUACCCACCCAGCUCUCUUGGUAGAGCUAUAGCCGAUGGACAGGCUGGAUUUGGCAAUGAUACUUUGAGCAAGGUACCUGGAAUUAGCAGCAUUGAGCAAGGUAUGACUGGAUUGAAAAUUGGUGGUGAAAUGACAGUUGCUGUAACAAAAACAGUUGGAUCAGCUCUAAGCAGUACAGGUAUGACAAGCAUUGCAGCAAAUAAUGUGCCUGCAGUUAGCAGUUCAGCACCUAAACCAACCUCAUGGGCUGCCAUUGCAAGAAAGCCUGCUAAGCCUCAGCCAAAACUUAAACCUAAAGGUAAUGUGGGAAUUGGGGGCCCUGCAGUACCACCACCACCUAUAAAACACAACAUGAAUAUUGGAACUUGGGAUGACAAAGGGUCGGUGGUGAAAGCUCCUCCAACCCAACCAGUACUGCCUCCUCAGACUAUAAUUCAGCAGCCUCAGCCUUUAAUUCAGCCACCUCCUAUGGUGCAAAGCCAGCUGCCUCAGCAGCAGCAGCCACAGUCACAACAGCCUCAAGGACCUCAGCAACAGGCUCAGCCUCAUCAGCUGCAGCAGCAGCAGCAGCAGCUGCAAAAUCGCUGGGUGGCUCCUCGCAAUAGAGGUGUAGGCUUCAAUCAGAGUAAUGGAGCUGGCAAUGAAAACUAUGGUAUAGGUGUUAUACCAGUUAGCUCUUCACCGUCUGGUGUAGAAGUACACCCAGUUUUGGAGAAACUAAAGGCCAUAAAUAACUAUAAUCCCAAAGACUUUGACUGGAACCUGAAGAAUGGUCGUGUGUUUAUAAUCAAAAGCUAUUCAGAGGAUGAUAUACAUCGUUCCAUUAAGUAUUCUAUCUGGUGUAGUACUGAACAUGGUAAUAAGCGCUUGGAUGCUGCGUAUCGUUCACUGAAUGGAAAAGGCCCACUCUAUUUACUUUUCAGUGUGAAUGGCAGUGGACACUUCUGUGGAGUGGCUGAGAUGAAGUCGGUGGUGGACUACAAUGCGUAUGCUGGAGUCUGGUCUCAGGAUAAAUGGAAGGGGAAGUUUGAUGUUAAAUGGAUCUUUGUUAAAGACGUUCCGAACAACCAGCUGCGGCACAUUCGCUUGGAAAAUAAUGACAACAAACCAGUUACCAAUUCAAGGGACACUCAAGAAGUACCCCUAGAAAAAGCCAAGCAAGUGCUUAAAAUAAUUGCUACUUUCAAGCAUACCACCUCAAUCUUUGAUGACUUUGCACAUUAUGAAAAGCGUCAAGAGGAGGAGGAAGCCAUGCGUAGGAUGACUUUACAAGAUAGGAAAAGCCGACAAUAUGUACAGAAAGUUUAAACAUAAGGGAAAAGAUCACAGGGAAGAGCAAAGGGAAACAUUACAGGAGAGGAAUAGAAACAAACAAUAACUAUAUGGAGAUGGUCCCGCUAGAAUUACAACACUAAUGAUGUAGACUCUGGAAAUGCCUAAUAUGUCUAAGAAGACGUUAUUAAAGCUUUGUUCCUGCUUAAGGUGACAUCUUUGAACACUUUAACACAAAAUUGACUUUUCUUGUAAUGGUUCUCAUCAGUGCAUCUGCCCUUAUACUCUCUCACCAAACACACUUGAGAACUGUAACUUCGUCAAGCACUUUCUGUCCUGAAGCUUUUACCAGUAUCUGCUGUCUUUUGUAAUUAUGCAUCCUAGCUAAGGCACAGGAGAUGGAACGAAUGCAAGGAUUCAUUAACUCUUUGGAUUUGUUAAAUACUAACAAUUAACCAUCAUAAGUGGUUCAAUGAUGUGAGAUUCACAUUGCUUCAAUUUAUUUUUCUUUGAUGUAGUUUUUUAAUUGUCAGUUUUUUUAGCUAUUCAGCAGAAUUUAAAGCAAAAUCAUGCCAUAUUUAGUCCUGGAGUAAAACUCAAGUCUAAAUGUUCAUGUGAAAAUUAUUGUAGUAAACUUUUAAUAUGGCAAAGCAACUUUGAGCUACAGUUUAGCCAAAUGAAUUAUAACAUGAAAUUAUAUUAGAAUGUCACUUCCCUUGUUUCAAACUGUUUGGUGUAGAGAAUAUUAAUAUAUGCAGCUUGGUGGGCCACACCAGUUAAUGCACAUUUCUUUUUUUUUUUUUUCC
Messenger RNA from Python bivittatus (Burmese python), 2793 nucleotides. It is a transcript of the gene YTHDF3, whose product is annotated as YTH N6-methyladenosine RNA binding protein F3. Gene Ontology annotation, biological process: mRNA destabilization. Lineage: Eukaryota; Metazoa; Chordata; Lepidosauria; Squamata; Pythonidae. Gene Ontology annotation, cellular component: cytoplasm. The record is from RefSeq and is a predicted model, not a curated record. Gene Ontology annotation, molecular function: mRNA binding; N6-methyladenosine-containing RNA reader activity.